UCGCCUCAGGCCCCCGGGGGCUCCGCUGCCCGAGGACCCGCGGCGACAACACCCGACGCCGGCGGCCGCGCUCCGGCCACCCCCGCCCCGCGGCCCCACCCUCGCCUCCCCUCGGCACGGCGGGCCCCGGGGCGCCGGGCUCCCUGGGCGGGGGUGACGUUGCCCUCUGUCCCCCGGGCCCUCGCAGCCCCCGCCGCCCCUGCCCACCAGCGCCUGGCGGCAGCCCUGACCCAUGCGCAGUAGUGCCCACCCCCAGGUUUCCCUCGAUGCCAGAGCACAGCUUCCUCUUCCUGCCGGAACGUCGUCUGGGGGCCCCUUGGCCAUGGCCUUGCUCUCCGAGCCCACCCCAUUCAGAGAGUUCUGUCCUCUGUACUAUCUCCUCAAUGCCAUUCCCACGAAGAUCCAGAAGGGCUUCCGCUCUGUGGUGGUCUACCUCACGGCCCUCGAUGCCAACGGGGACUACAUCGCCGUGGGCAGCAGCGUCGGCAUGCUCUACCUCUACUGCCGGCAGCUCGGCCGCAUGCGCAAGCACAACUUCGAGGGGAAGAUGGAGUCCAUCACGGUUGUGAAGCUGCUCAGCUGCUUCGAUGACCUCGUGGCUGCCGGCACGGCCUCUGGGAGGGUGGCGGUUUUCCAGCUUGUGUCCUCGUUGCCAGGGAGGAAUAAGCAGCUUCGGAGAUUUGAUGUCACUGGUGUUCACAAAAAUAGCAUUACGGCUCUGGCUUGGAGCCCCAAUGGAAUGAAAUUAUUCUCUGGAGAUGACAAAGGGAAAAUUGUAUAUUCUUCUUUGGAUCUAGACCAGGGUGUCUGCAACUCCCACUUGGUGUUGGAAGAGCCGUCUUCGAUCGUGCAGCUCGACUAUAGCCAGAAAGUACUGCUCAUCUCUACUUUACAAAGAAGUCUGCUUUUUUACACAGAAGAAAAGUCUGUCAAGCAAAUUGGAGCGCAGCCAAGGAAAACAGCUGGGAAAUUCGGAGCUUGUUUUAUACCAGGGCUUUGUAAGCAAAGUGCUCUAACCUUGUACGCGUCCAGGCCUGGGCUCCGGCUGUGGAAGGCGGACAUCCACGGGUCUGUUCAGGCCACAUUCAUCUUAAAGGAUGUCUUUGCUGGAGGCGUCAGGCCCUUCGAGCUGUACCCACGUCUGGAGUCCCCUGACAGGGGGCGUUGCAGCUUCCCCGAGAGGCACCUGGGGCUCGUUUCCUGCUUCUUCCAAGAAGGCUGGGUGUUGAGUUGGAAUGAGUAUAGCAUCUACCUGCUGGACACCGUCAACCAGGCCACAAUUGCUGGUUUGGAAGGAUCAGGUGAUAUCGUGUCUGUUUCCUGCACAGAAAAUGAAAUAUUUUUCUUAAAGGGAGAUAGGAACAUUAUAAGACUUUCAAGCAGGCCUGAAGGGCUAGCAUCAAUAGUGAGAGAAGGUCUGGAAAUGUCAGGAUGCGCCGAGGGAGUCCACGUGCAGCGUGGGGAGGAGCCUCCAGGGGCCGUGAUCACAGGGACGAGGCUCAGAGGCGCUUCUGUGGCGAGUGAGCCGAGGAGCAGGAGCAGCUCGCUGAACUCCACCGACAGCGGCUCGGGGUCCCUGCCACCCACGCUCCAAGCAGGGCCCAAAUGUGGGAAGGGCAGCCAGCCCUCCUCGCAGAGAUUCAGUGUCAUCAGCUCGGAAGACUUCGACCAAGAGCUCGUCGUGAAACCAAUCAGAGUGAAGAAGAAGAAGAAGAAGAAACCAGUAGAGAGCGGCAGCAGGAGUGCCUGUCACAGCUCCCUUGAGUCAACUCCCUGUUGGGAGUCCCCUGGGGGCCGCCCCCAGUCCUGGAGUGCAGACCUGCUGUGCUUGACCUCCAGCCCACCGGGCAGUGCUGUGGAUCAGCUGAGCACAGGCUCCCCUGGCCCGGAGAGCAGCCUUGGCAGCGAGUGGAGCAAUGUCCUGCGGGAGAACGACUCCGAGACAUUCAGUGUCCUGGAGGCCGCUGAAUCCACACCUGACUUGCUGGAUGCCGACAGUGACAGUAGAACUGAAAUGCCGCACGGUAGCCAGGCCAGGGAAGUGGACGCGUGCGAUGGGGGCCUUAACUUACCCUCGCUCCCAAGGGAACAGGGAGAAGGGAGUAGAGUCACAGAACUCGAAGAGGAGCCUGGACCUGCAGACGAUGGACCCAGGAGCCGACUGUUACCCUCCCCAGAACAGGACAGCGCCACUGAGUCCCAUGGGGCUGAGGACGUGCAGCCUGAUGACCCCCAAAGCACUUUUUCUGCGCUCCCCUUUCUGGAUGCAGCCCCCCUUCUGGACUCACUCACCGUGCCUUCCAGCCUCAGCGUGGCCUCGGGGGCCGAGCAGGCAGUGCCUGAGACCACAGCUGAUGAAGGCAGCACCCAGGCGCCCGGGGAGGAGCAGGACUUGCUGUUGGACCUGGAGGCUCCCGGCCGCCUAGGCUCAGGUCCCUGGCCUGGUGUCACUGAAGAUGGCUUGAGCCAGGAAGAAAUGGCUGUUUCUGAAUGUGACGUGGAGCAUGCCGGAAGAAAGUGGAAUCCUCUGGCUUCUGCUUCGGCGGCCAACGCCCAUGAGCCUCAGCCCGAGCAGUCUUCACGGGAACAGGCGUUAACGUCCAGCGACGAGGAGGACAUCUAUGCCCACGGGCUCCCCUAUUCAUCCUCAGACACGAGUGUGACAGAGCUCGGUGGCAGCCGCUCCCUCCAGGACCUGAGCCAACCAGGCACGGGUGGGACGGGGCUGCUGAAGUCAGACCAGUUUGCAGAAAGCUGGAUGGGCUACUCGGGCCCUGGCUGCGGCAUCCUCAGCCUGGCGGUCUCCGAGAAGUACGUGUGGUGCCUGGACUACAAGGGAGGCUUGUUCUGCAGUGCGCUGCCGGGCGCCGGGCUGCGCUGGCAGAAGUUCGAGGACACCGUCCAGCAGGUGGCCGUGUCGCCCUCAGGAGCCCUUCUCUGGAAGAUUGAACAGAAAUCUAACAGGGCUUUUGCUUGUGGAAAAGUGACCAUCAAGGGGAAGCGGCACUGGUAUGAAGCCCUGCCCCAGACGGUGUUUGUGGCUCUGAGUGAUGACACGGCCUGGAUCAUCAGAACAAACGGGGACCUGUACCUGCAGACAGCAGGUCUCAGUGUGGAUCGCCCUUGUGCCAGAGCUGUAAAGGUUGACUGUCCAUACCCUCUGUCCCAGAUCACGGCCCGGAACAGCGUGGUGUGGGCACUCACAGAGCAGAGGGCCCUCCUGUUCCGGGAGGGCGUGAGCAGCUUCUGUCCUGAAGGGGAGCAGUGGAAGUGUGACAUCAUCAGUGAAAGGCAAGCUUUAGAACCUGUCUGUAUAACCCUUGGGGAUCAGCAGACUCUCUGGGCCCUGGACAUCCACGGAAACUUGUGGUUCAGAACUGGCAUUGUUCCCAAGAAACCCCAAGGCGAUGAUGACCACUGGUGGCAAGUGGGCAUCACGGACUAUGUGGUGUUCGACCAGUGUAGCCUGUUCCAGACCCUGCUCCACGCCACGCACUCGGUGGCCACAGCGGCACAGGUGCCUGUCGAGAAGGUGGCGGAUAAGCUGCGCACGGCGUUCUGGUCCCAGCAGCUCCAGUGCCAGCCCAGCCUCCUCGGGGUCAACCACAGCGGCGUCUGGAUCUCCUCGGGCAAGAACGAGUUCCACGUGGCAAAGGGAAGCCUCAUAGGCACUUACUGGAAUAAUGUUGUUCCCCGUGGGACAGCUUCUGCAACAAAAUGGGCCUUUGUGUUGGCUUCAACAGCUCCCACAAAGGAAGGAAGCUCUCUGUGGCUGUGCCAGAGCAGCCAGGAGCUGUGCCGCGUCAGUGCCCAGGAUGCCCAGUCCCGCCCGUCCACUGUGCAGCUGCCUCCCGACACCGAGAUGAGGGCCUACUCCGCCUGCCCUGAUGCCCUGUGGGCCUUGGACAGCCUCGGCCAGGUGUUCAUCAGGACGCUCUCCAAGAGCUGCCCCACAGGAAUGCACUGGACAAGGCUGGACCUCUCCCAGCUAGGAGGGAUAAAGCUGACGAGCGUGGCCUGCGGGAAUCAACACGUGUGGGCCUGCGAUUCCAGGGGCGGCGUUUACUUCCGCGUGGGAACCCAGCCUCUGAACCCCAGUCUGAUGCUCCCCGCCUGGAUAACAAUUGAGCCACCUGUCCAGCCUGCUGGGGUCACCGUGGUCAGCGUCCAUUCCAGCCCCAACGACCAGAUGCUGUGGGCCGUUGACAGCAGAUGGAACGUCCACGUGCGAGCUGGCAUCACCGAGGAGAUGCCUGUGGGGACCGCCUGGGAGCACGUGCCAGGGCUGCAGGCCUGUCAGCUGGCACUGAGUGCCAGGACCGUGUGGGCACGCUGCCCGAACGGCGACCUCGCCCGGCGGUAUGGCAUCACAGACAAGAACCCCGCUGGAGACUACUGGAAGAAAAUUCCCGGCAACAUGGCAUGUUUCACAGUGACCUCGGCCGAUGAGCUGUGGGCCAUCGCGGCUCCUGGCUGCCUCCUCCAGCGGCUGACGAAGACUUUCAGCCCCUCGCACGGUUCCCAGAGGAGCAGCCUCUCCAGCACCACGCCCCGUCCUGAGGACUUCGAGGAUGAGUGGGAGGUCAUCUGAAAGAGGGUGGAUGGGAUCGUUGCUCAGGAAGGAGGCCAGGCCCCACAGAGCACACAGGUGGCAGCCGAGCUGCUCACCUCAGACCCACCUCGCCCACCCUUGUCUGGGCACACCUGGCCAGGUGGGACAUCCACACCUGCUUCCUUCUGCGUGUGUUUCUGUCUCGUUCUAGAACCUGCAGCCUCAGCCAGGUGCUGUGGGGCUGCUGUGGCUGCACGUGUGGAUUCCCCCAAGGUCGUCUCCGAGCAGUGACUUCGUCCGGUGUGUGCCCAGCAGCAUGUCCUCCUGCCUGGAAAUACAGGGGCCCUUGUGGGAGAUGGCGUGGGGCAGCUUCCCGUGGGCAGGCUGAGGUCUGGACAGGGGAUGCCCUGAGACCUGUCCAGGGCCAUCUGCCUGUUAGCAGGCCCAGAAUGCAGUGCAGACGCAGGGCGGUGCUUUCCCACCCCUAGGGUGACUGGCACAGGGGCUCCAUCGUCUCCUCUCUGAGGCCCGGGACCGAGUACACAUUCCACACUAGACACUCCGGCUGGGCGAGAAGGGGCCGUGUCUGAGAAGUGGAGUGCCAGGCGGGGCCUGAAGAGACGCCACACACUGCACACCACCAUCCCCUGCUGCACCCGGGCAGGCUCGCUGCCCUACACAGACGCACUUCAGAGUCCCAACAAUAAAGCCAGUGGAUGCAAACGGA
Molecule: messenger RNA, 5279 nt
Organism: Choloepus didactylus (southern two-toed sloth)
Lineage: Eukaryota; Metazoa; Chordata; Mammalia; Pilosa; Megalonychidae
Gene: TECPR2
Product: tectonin beta-propeller repeat containing 2
Exons: 20
Coding region: 233-4591 (1452 amino acids)
Molecular function (GO): protein binding
Source: RefSeq, a predicted model, not a curated record